AUGGCGGCUAAGUCGAGCUCUCUGCUCCGGCGAGCUCUGCUCUACGUCCCGGCGUCCUCACCACGCAUGCUCACCAAAUCCCUGGGCUUGAGGUCUGACAACAUCACCUAUGACCUGGAGGACUCGGUGACCCCCAAGGCGAAGCCCGAAGCCCGGAAGGCUCUGCGGGAACACCUGCGCUCGCUGCCGGCGCGGCCGCAGUCCGUGUCGGAGCUCGCGGUGCGGAUCAACGCCGUCUCGACGCCGUACGCGCUCGACGACCUCACAAGCCUCGCCCCGCUGCCCAACCUCGACGCCAUCGUGAUCCCCAAGGUGAACUCGGCCUCCGACCUCACCUUUGCCACCGAUGCCUUGCGGCACUUGGCGCCUGAGCGCCACGCUGGCGGGGAUGGCAGCAACCCCGUGAAGCUGAUCGCGCUCAUUGAGUCGGCGCAGGCCAUCAUGAACUUGCGCGAGAUCUGCGCUGCGUCUCCCUACCUCAGCGGGCUGAUCUUUGCCGCCGAAGAUUUUGCGUUAGACCUCUCCAUCACACGGACGCCGUCGCUUUCAGAAUUCUUGUAUGCCCGUUCCGCGAUAGCGACAGCGGCUAGGGCAUACAACCUGCCCAGCACCAUAGAUCUAGUUUGUACAUCGUACAAGGGCGACGAGGGCAUCAGGAGACUAGAAGAAGAGUGUGCAGGUGGCAAGGCCAUGGGCUUUAAUGGUAAGCAAUGCAUCCACCCGUCGCAAGUUGAGACGGUGCAAAGACUCUUUGCGCCGGAGGAGAAAGAGGUUGAAUGGGCCGUACGGAUUGUGAUUGCAGAUGAGAAGGCCGCGCAGGCCGGAAGGGGUGCAUGGACGCUGGAUGGAGCCAUGAUUGAUGCACCAGUGGUGGGAAAGGCGAGAGCAAUAGUCACGAAGGCAGAAGCAUGUGGUCUAGACGUCAACGCUAUCCGGGAAAAGUGGAAGGACCAAGAACCAGAAUGA
Molecule: messenger RNA, 966 nt
Organism: Neoarthrinium moseri
Lineage: Eukaryota; Fungi; Ascomycota; Sordariomycetes; Amphisphaeriales; Apiosporaceae
Exons: 2
Coding region: 1-966 (321 amino acids)
Biological process (GO): oxaloacetate metabolic process
Molecular function (GO): magnesium ion binding; catalytic activity
Source: RefSeq, a predicted model, not a curated record